Molecule: messenger RNA, 1341 nt
Organism: Paramacrobiotus metropolitanus
Lineage: Eukaryota; Metazoa; Tardigrada; Eutardigrada; Parachela; Macrobiotidae
Product: homeobox protein engrailed-2a-like
Exons: 4
Coding region: 4-1134 (376 amino acids)
Biological process (GO): neuron differentiation; regulation of transcription by RNA polymerase II; multicellular organism development
Cellular component (GO): nucleus
Molecular function (GO): DNA-binding transcription factor activity, RNA polymerase II-specific; RNA polymerase II cis-regulatory region sequence-specific DNA binding
Source: RefSeq, a predicted model, not a curated record
AUAAUGCCAUCCACCAUAAUAACACCGUGUACAUGUUCCGCCUGCCAUCAUACCACGGCCACAAAAACACAACUAUUGCAUCGCGUACGUACCGAAACUGCAAAAAUGCAGUCCAGCCAGUUCAGCGGAGGUGUACAGCUGGUGCACAUCAAGGAGGAAGAGCGUGACCUUUCCCCCGAGAGCUUCGUCAAGUUCUCCAUCGAGAACAUCCUGCGCCCGGACUUCGGACGCGCCCCGCCGGGACUGCUGUCGCGCUGCAAGCCGGACCUAGAGCUAACCUUUUCUCCGCUACUGCUGACCCCGCCGCACGCCCACUCCCAUCCGCCGCUGCACCCCGCAUCCCGCAAAUUCAGUCCCUACUACAGCCACAGCACGGCGCAAUUCCUUAACAACCCCGGCCGCCAUCGGCCGCGCCGCACCGCCACGCCGCCGACGGACGCCGUGUACAGCAACUUCGGCUGGGAUCGGCAUAAUAAAUCGCGCAGCAACGAGUACACCAUUAAAGCGGAUGAUGAGCAGGAGCGGCACGGGGAGGCCGCGCAUCCCGAGAGCGGCGGAAAGGGCACGCACGUCAAGGCCGCGGCCGACUCGCGUUCCUCCCCGUCGACGGGCUCGCCGUCGUCGGUGGGCGGCAACGGCGCCAACCAGGACUGGCCGGCCUGGGUCUUCUGCACGCGCUACUCCGAUCGCCCCUCCAGCGGACCGCGGGCGCGGCGCUGCAAACGGCGCGAGCGGAAGCCGGAGGAGAAGCGGCCGCGAACGGCCUUCACGCAGGAGCAGCUGGAGCGACUGAAGCGGGAAUUCCAGGAGAACCGCUACCUCAACGAGAAGCGCCGGCAGGAGCUGGCCAAGAGUCUGCAGCUCAACGAGUCGCAGAUCAAAAUCUGGUUUCAGAACAAGCGGGCCAAACUGAAGAAGGCCAGCGGCGCGCGCAACCCGCUGCAGUUGUCGCUGUUGGCGCAGGGCCUCUACCAGCACAACGCCAACACCGACACCGACCUGGACCCCACCGGCAGCGUCCCGGUCGCCCACAGUCGCGGCUCGCAAUCCCGGUCGCCCUCGCCGGCCAACAGCAGCGGCAGCGGCGCGUCGGCAUCCUCCGAGCACCGGCCCUUCCCCCGCGGCAUUCCCUGAUCAGCCGGCUCCCUCGCUGAUGCAAGAUCGGCGUCAGCGUCGCGGCCGAUAAAGGCGAAAAUCAAUAUACUCGUCUCGCUGCUUAAUUACUCCUCGCUACUGUACCAAAACGAAUGUACUUACAGAUAUUUAUGUAUCGUUUAUUACGAUAUAUGCAUUGUCGUUAAAACGCGGCUGGUCAGUGUGUAUCUCUUACUUUUACCCUGC